Messenger RNA from Penicillium chermesinum, 1446 nucleotides. RefSeq lists its product as uncharacterized. Bases 1 to 1446 code for a protein of 481 amino acids. Gene Ontology annotation, molecular function: DNA binding. The transcript is spliced from 4 exons. NCBI's taxonomy places the organism in Eukaryota, Fungi, Ascomycota, Eurotiomycetes, Eurotiales, Aspergillaceae. The record is from RefSeq and is a predicted model, not a curated record.
AUGGCCGCUAUCAAAGAUCUUUUGAAUCCCAUCACGGAGGAUCCCGAUGCCUGUCCUUCGUUCUUGAUGCGCCACAUCCAGCGCCAAGGUGUCAAGCUAUCUGAUACCAUCCAACAAGCUUCCAACAGCCAGCACACCUCCGUCGCCAACCAUUUUCCUGUUUCUGUUGCCAACUCUACUCAGCCAUCCAACGUCCAGCAGGCUUCCCGCAACCACCAAGCCUCUAACACUCGCCAGAAGAAACCCAAGGGCGUCAAAGAUGCACCAAUUUUCCGCCUUGGCCCGACUACUGGUGUCGUUCGCUAUGCUCCACAUGAGGCACGCGAUCAGCGCUUGACUGCCAUCUAUGAGCGGUUCAGACUCUAUCCCAUGAACCGGCAGCUCCGUGACGGAACUCGUGAGGGCAACAUUGUCGAUUACCCUCGCCCAAUUCCUUACCAGAGCGAGAAGAAGGAUUUCUAUCAAAAGACUGGCCGGGACAGCUUCCAUGUCUUCCAGUAUACCUUCAGCCUCCCUGGCAGUGACGACAAGUGGACAGUCAUGUGGGACUACAAUAUCGGCCUUGUUCGAACCACCCAUCUGUUCAAGUGCAUGGAGUUUGCCAAGGCAAGGAUCCUUUAUAGCUCCUCUUCAAAUGUUGAAGCCAAUGAAGGCUUGCGUGAUAUUUGUCACAGCAUCACCGGAGGUGCCCUGGCUGCCCAAGGCUACUGGAUGCCCUUCGAAGCUGCGAAGUAUGUCGCUUCUCGCUUCUGCUGGGAUAUUAAGGAAGUCUUGAUUCCUAUGUUUGGCCAUGAUUUCCCGGACAUGUGCCAGAAGCCCAAGGAACGCACGACCAAGAUCACAAUUCCCCAGACCAUCAUCUGCACGGAGCGGGAUCGUGCCAGAGAGUUCCGCCGCCUGGAAAUGGGCCAAGCGCAAGCUGGACAGGGCCCGGAGCCUGCACCCACUCCUGCUCCGGUGCUCCCUCGCACAAGCAAUGCACACAGUCCUGCGGACUCGAACCCGUCGCCCCCGCACUACGAGUCCCGUUCCAAGUAUGCCCGCAACUCCUACUCAGACAGUGUUGCCAGUGCUCGUGGUUCCUCUUCGGGGCCCUCUUCUGAGGCUUCUCUGAGCCCGGUUCGUGGUGCUUGGAACCCAGUCAAUGCGCCCCAUCGUGCCCAUGGACGUCGAUCCUUGGUACUGCGUUCCCGGGAGGAGCAGGAAGCUCGUCGUUCGCAGGAGCUGAGAGAAUUUGAGGAGCUUGACGAGGUGGACGAGGGAGACGUUGACCGAGACCCUGGCUUCCGCCACGAAGUGGAUGCCGCCCAGGCUCUGAUCACCAUGCAUAUGCAUGAGGUCGGGGCUAACAGUGGCAGCCCUUCUUCCGUGGUGGAGUCCAUGGCUCCCUGGACCCGCUCUUCAGGUGCUACCUGUGAGAAGCGCAAGCGUCGCGCCUCGCUGUGA